Messenger RNA from Xiphias gladius (swordfish), 6339 nucleotides. Its product is annotated as mitogen-activated protein kinase kinase kinase 11. Gene Ontology annotation, cellular component: centrosome. Gene Ontology annotation, molecular function: ATP binding; protein binding; JUN kinase kinase kinase activity. Bases 1506 to 4550 code for a protein of 1014 amino acids. The record is from RefSeq and is a predicted model, not a curated record. NCBI's taxonomy places the organism in Eukaryota, Metazoa, Chordata, Actinopteri, Istiophoriformes, Xiphiidae. The transcript has 10 exons. Gene Ontology annotation, biological process: microtubule-based process; positive regulation of apoptotic process; protein phosphorylation.
AACCGCAGGGAAAAUGUCUUGUGUCAUCGCAGCUCGACAGCUUCGGCCUUAAACGGCGAUGUUCCUAGAGACACAGGGACGUCGUAAUGUGUCACUGUUUGGACGAGCCACUGUUUACUUUUUUCUUCGACAGGUUCAAAACUUUAGCAAGAGGCACUCAACCCCCCCCAACCCCCACCACUCGUCUCGCUCAAACGGACGCGCGCGUCUAUCCCGGCUUUACUUUGACAGCUCGAACCAGAUGCGCGAUUUCGAACUGCGCCCAGCUUGACCGUGGCCCGUCGUCUGACUUCCUGUCGGGGGAGAAAAAGUUUGGAAACCCCACCCUCUCCGCGGACUGUAAGCACAGACGUAGAAGUGGUUCGAGGUCCUGACGAGUGAUCGCUGGCCGAGGGAGAGGAGUGUGAGCAGAAGCCGCGAUGGAGCCCGUGCGCCGUUUGGAUACCGACUGUAACUGCGAGGCCACCGAGCCGGACCAGGCCACGCGCUCAGCCCCAUGAGGAACUAACGGGUUUUGUUUUCUGCUGCGCGUUUGUCCCUGGAAAGUCAAGCCAGGCAGGUUUGGACAGCUCUUCCUGUUACCAAGUCGGCUGUUCCUAAGUUCUUAUUUUGUGAUCAAGCCCAGCUCGUUGCGUGCUUCUGAUAAGACCGUCAUUAUGGAUACUCUCGCGCAAUGGGAUACGGGAUUUCCUGCGGGAGCGCCGCGAAGUUGCGGUCACUGGAGGCUAUUGGAGAUUUGGGUUCAAUAAUGCGAACCGGUCAGCCCUGAAACUCGUCGUAAAACACUGGUUGGCUGGACUGAAUGCUCCUUUCCUGCUAUUCUUCUCCGCUUCGCAGCGCUUCCUGCUUGUGGUGGCCACUGCACUUAAUGGCUAAAAAUACAUAAAACUCAAAAUGGACAGAUAAAUGUUGCUGGACUCUCAAUCCGGAGUUGCAGUUGCAACACUUGAAGUGUUUUAAAAGAAGCUUCGGGACAUUUUAUUUCUUGCCCUCAUAGUUUUUCAGGCUUCACAAUCACAACUCAACAGGUGGCAAUUUUAAAUGAGGGGAAGAGAAGAGCUCAUUUGCCCAUAAUGAGGCGAUUCAAGAGCCUCUGAAGCACAGGCCGGUGAAAUGAUAUUGUGCUCAAACCAUGUGCUGGGAAGCCACACGCCACAUCACUUACACGGGGAAAUUCAGUGGAGACAGCGAUGCCUUUCUGAGCUUUGAUACAGUUAGCCAUAAUCAAAGAAAAAACUCUCUCUUGACUAGUUCUGCAUUUUCAAAUGGAGAGCUCUGCAUUUCAUGUCAAGGCGAAUGAAAGACACUUGCUGUUCAGUUAUCUUUGAAUCCUCUCCUGUAGCCCACUUGUUGGUCAAGCUUUUGAAUACAUUUCACUGGUCCCUGAUGAACCAACAAGAAAGACAGGAAAGGGAGCGAGGCGCAAUAAAGUACUCCUUUGUACUUUAUUUUCAAACCCUUGGGGUGCAAAAUCAGAUCCAGUCAAAACAUCUGCUUGAGGCUCCAUGGAGCCACUGAAGAACAUAUUCAGUCGUGGCCCGCUCUCGAACUGGAAAAAUUUGGAACAAUCGCAAAAAGGGAACUUCACCAAUCCCGUGUGGACAGCCUUAUUCGACUAUGAGGCGUCCUGUAAAGAUGAGCUCACCUUGCGUAAAGGUGACCUGGUGGAAGUCCUCUCUCUGGACUCUGAGAUAUCAGGGGACGAGGGCUGGUGGGCAGGUAAGGUCAACAACAAGGUGGGCAUCUUCCCAUCCAACUAUGGCUCCUUCAAGCCAAGUGGAUACGGGAAGCUUCCGGGCAGCAGCGUGGUCGGCGAGCUCGGCCCGGCUGUGGUGGGCGAGUUCGAACCCGAGGUGGUGGAUUUCCGGGAGCUGAGCCUGGAGGAGGUCAUCGGGGUCGGGGGCUUCGGGAAGGUGUAUCGCGGUACAUGGAGAGGCGGGCUGGUGGCCGUGAAGGCUGCUCGUCAAGACCCUGACGAGGACAUCAGCGUGACGGCUCAGAAUGUGAGGCAGGAGGCCCGUCUGUUCGCCAUGCUCACCCACCCGAACAUCAUCGCCCUGAAAGGUGUCUGCCUGCAGGAACCCAACCUGUGCCUCAUCAUGGAGUACGCCUCUGGCGGGCCGCUGAGUCGGGCGCUGGCGGGGCGCCGCAUCCCGCCGCACGUCCUGGUCAACUGGGCCGUGCAGAUAGCCAAAGGGAUGUUGUACCUACACAGUGAGGCCAUCGUCCCUGUCAUCCACCGGGAUCUCAAAUCCAACAACAUCCUUCUGGCUCAACCCAUAGAGAAUGAAUGUAUGGAGGGUCUGACGUUGAAGAUCACCGACUUUGGCCUGGCGAGAGAGUGGCACAAGACGACCAAGAUGAGCACCGCCGGCACCUAUGCCUGGAUGGCCCCUGAGGUCAUCAAGUCCUCCACCUUCUCCAAGGGCAGCGACGUCUGGAGCUAUGGUGUUUUGCUAUGGGAGCUGCUGACAGGAGAGGCACCCUACAAAGGGAUUGAUGGACUUGCUGUCGCCUAUGGAGUUGCUGUCAACAAGCUCACUCUGCCCAUCCCUUCCACGUGCCCGGAGCCCUUUGCUCAGCUCAUGUCAGAGUGCUGGGACCAGGACCCCCACCGCAGACCCAAUUUCAGCUCCAUCCUGGCCCAGCUGAUGGCCUUGGAGCAGCAGGUGAAGGAAGAGAUGCCACAGGACUCCUUCCACUCCCUGCAGGAGGACUGGAAACUGGAGAUCCAGGACAUGUUUGAUGAACUGCGGGCAAAAGAGAAGGAGCUGCGAUGCCGUGAGGAGGAGCUGAAGCGAGCGGCUCUGGAGCAGAAGUCCCACGAAGAGUUCCUGCGGCAGCGCGAGCAGCAGCUGGCCCAGUGGGAGCAGGACGUGUUCGAGCGCGAGCUCAGCCUCCUCAUCCUCCACCUGAAUCAGAACCAGGAGAAACCCAACGUCAAGAAGAGGAAGGGCACCUUCAAGAAGCACAAACUCAAGUGCAAGAACGGCGAGAAGAUCAGCAUGCCCCAAGAUUUCAUCCAUAAGAUUACGGUGCAAGCAUCCCCAGGCCUGGAGAAAAGGCGCAACUCUCCCGAUUUGGGUUCAGGCUCCUCGCCCUCCUUCGGCCCACGUUUCCGUGCAAUCCAACUCAGUCCCAGUGACAACAGCAGGACGUUUGGGUUGAGCCCAGUCUGGCCCCUAGAGGCCCCUUCUCUCAAACAAGCCAACGGGGACCUGAGGUUGGGCCCCCACUGGAGACCCCAGAGCCCAAAAAGUCCCAAAAGCCCCAAAGUCCUGCGCCUUAGUCCCCAGGAAAGCAGUCUCUCAAUGAGAGCCAAGCUCCUGGAAUCAGACAGCAAUGAAAAUGGAGAGUCCAAGGAUGACUUUGAGGAGUACAGACCCUCCACUCCACCUCCUCCCCCUCCUCAGAACGGCUCCUCAGUGAAGGACAGCAUGCGGCUUCCUCUACCUCAGGGAGACUCGGGCAGCGAGGAAGGAGGUUCCUCCCCGGCUGGCUCCCCCAGGCCUGAGAGGGGUUCUCUCAGUGGCCUGAUUAAGAGCACCCACCGGGCCCUGCUUGGCGGUGGCUCCCUCCUGGCCUCCGUAGGACUGGGUCGCUGCCUCGAUAUCCCCCCAAGGGUGCCCCCUCGAACUAACCCCCCUUUCUUAGAGGACCGCACCCCGUCUGAACUGGAGAUCUCUUCCCCUAAGCCCCUCAUUUCAGACCCCCCAGUAGUGGACGAUCUCAUCACCUUCUCCACCUCUGAGCCGCCUCCCAGACCGCUCUUGGAUUUAGCUUUGCAGUACCAAGAACUUAAGCCCUUGCCACUUACUCCGCCACCGCCAAACCCGCGUGAGACCCGGAGUUACCAUUCUACUAAUGGGGAGCUGGGCUGUGAGGCCUGGGAACAUAAAGCUGACAGGAGGAGGAGGUCCAGCCAAGGCCUGCAAACCUCUCAGCUAGUUUUGGACCUGCCCUUGUGCCAAGACACACAGGACUCUGAUGACAAGCCUUCAGUGCCCUAUUCUCUCCACCCCAACCCUGCCCUCUGGAGCCCCAAAACCCGGCGCCUAGAGGUCAGCGUCAUUCCCCGGCCCCGCCCGUCUCCCAUCCGGCCCCGCAUCGACCCCUGGAGCUUCAUCUCGGCCGGUGGCGGGAACUCAGGUGGGGGCCGCAGCCCUAACCGUUCGGACAGCAACCCUCUGGGCUACCAGCCCUCCCCUACCAACCCAUUCACCAACUGUGACCCGUUCCCAUCACCGGACUGUGACCCAUUUACCCUCAAAGCUGACCCCUCGAGCAACUCAGACACAGCUUCACCCUUUGACCCUUUCUCAGCUCCCUUUCCCACAUCCCGCUCUGCCCCUUGUUCCACCAACGGCUCACCCACAUUGCCCUCUUUCCGCAUAGCGCCCCUCAACCCAGCUGACUCGCCCCUGAUCGACCUGGGCUGGGCAGCCUGCAGCAAGCCCCUGGAUGGCACCAAAGAGAGAGCUCACCCCCGCAGGACACUGGGACUCAAGCCCUUCAAGUCCCCGACGCAGCUCAGAGACGACAGGUUCUAAACCCGGCCUCACCUGUGGCACGUGGCCGGCUCUUACUUAUGGAUGUUAAAAAGUGUGGUUUUUAUUAUAGGAACACAGUCCAGGACUGUUUCCACUACUAUGUCCUACACCUUAAAGGAAAGGUGGUACAUUGGAUUGUGGGAUAGUUACCUGUGAACCAAUAGCUGGUGCCCAUUCCAUUCUCCCUCUCUAUCUCUGUUUCUCUGUCCUUUUGAAGGAACAGAGCACAGAUCACUAGUCCCAUCUUCAGAUUCUAUCGGACUGCUCAUAUAACCUUCUUUCAUCUCCCCCUACCUUUGAAGCAUUGUGACAAUGCAGAGGUUGAUAAGGCGACUUGCACAGCUUCAUCUGCCUUUACCUCUCUGCUGACUGAAAGCAUUCAGGACAAUGGAAAAUUGGAGUGCCUUAUUUCGUGAAGUGUUUUUAAUAUAUAUCUUUUCAAGGUUCCUUGAAUGGUUAAUCUGGUGCGUAGGGAAGAUGCUACGAAUUUGGCUUAAAUUUGCAAAUCAGCUUAGCAUUGCUGUGGAAGAAAAUGUCGUCUGUGUGUGCGUGCAUGUGUGCAUGUAUGUCUAGACUCAUUGUUCAAGGAAAGCUUACUUUUUUUUCUUUUUUUUUUUUGUUAAACAACAGUGUCUGCCUGUUGCAUUAUGGGAGAAAGCACUCAGAGUGGAUAUUCUAGGCUGCUCAUGAAAUAUAAGACAAAACCAUGACCCAGGCAUUCCACUUGGAAGCAGAUAACAUUCCAGUCACAUUCCCCAGGAAAUGCCAGGGAUUGGACAGAUUCAUUCGGCUGGCAGGCAACGGAGCACAGGAAACAAGACGGGGGAGCCCUCUGCAUUCCCGUCAUAUGCCAAAGAAUGCCACUGUCGCAGUGUAAGGGCUGGGACAAAGAGUGUCUGCAAAUAAGUUGUUUUUACCUCCACAGAGUGCCAGACGGGUGGGUUUGCCACACUGGAAAAUAUAGAGAUAUUUGAGACAAUCACAGAUAGUACUUAAACAUAACUUCAAUAUACUUUUCUGUGGUUAUUUGAUACUAUCCAGACUGUCUGAUCACCGCCCGCCUGAUGCUUAAGGAAGGUUCAACCAAAAAUUAGUAUUCACAAAUACUACAGUACAUUGGUAUGGACGCUUCAUUGAAUACUUCAUUUGUAUAGUCCACCAGAGUAGGAGUAGCCUCACAAAGCCAGCCCACAGUUUCACAGUGUCUUUGAUCUCACAAUUGACACUUCUCUCCUUCUCCUCACUGGGCGAAUGCACCAGUCACUUGGCUGUCAUCAGUCCUUUCUUCCAACUCUGGAACUAGAAAAACUACCGUGCUUUUCCUCGAAAUAUUAUUUCUCCCAAAGUGAUCCACCAAUUUUAGUUUCCGAAAAAAUAUGAUCCAGAAAGUUUGAAAUCCAUACUUCAUUGUAACCCUGUAACACUUGAUCUUAAAGCAACAGUUUGACAUGUAGGGGAAUUAGGUUAUUCUCUUUCUUGCAGAGGGUGAGAUGAGAAAACUGACACCACUGCAAUAUCUGUUCCUUUCAACAUGAAGCUGGAGUCAACAGCUGCUUAGCUUAGCUUAGCAUAAAGACUGGAAGUAGGGGGGAGCAGCUAGCCUUUCCCUGUCCGAAGGUUAAAAAAUCUGCCUGCCUCUGCCUGCUCACUGAGUAACACGUUAUAUCUCAUUUAUUUAAUUGCAGUGGCUCUCUGGAGGUUUGUCGUCACCACGAGGUUGCCAGGCAACCAGCUGAGACCCUUGUAAAACUACAACUUUAUUUUUUUCACCUUGGUUUUUGUGCUGUUU